AUGUUCCUGUUCUCCGCCGCCUGCGGGAACUUCGGUCUGGUCAUUAACACGCAGAAGACGGUGGUGAUACACCAACCGCCACCCAACUCAGCCACAGCCCCCAACGCGCCGCCGCAAAUCAGCGUGAACGGAACCCAACUGCAAAUGGUGGAGAACUUCCCGUACCUGGGCAGUACUCUCUCCCGCAACACUAAGAUCGACGACGAAGUCGCCAACAGGAUCUCGAAAGCCAGUCCAGCCUUCGGUCGCCUCCAAAGCACAGUUUGGAAUCGCCACGGUAUUCAGCUGAGCACGAAGCUGAAGAUGUACAAGGCCGUCAUCCUGCCGACACUACUGUAUGGAGCGGAGACUUGGACGGUGUACGCAAAGCAGGCACGCCGUCUGAACCACUUCCACCUCAGUUGUCUUCGUCGCAUCCUGAGGCCUAAGUGGCAGGAUCGAAUCCCCGACACUGAUGUGCUGGAACGGACGGGAAUCCUCAGCAUCUACGCCAUACUGAGGCAAAUUCAGCUGCGCUGGAGCGGCCAACUGAUGCGCAUGGACGACGAGCGACUACCCAAACGACUCUUCUACGGAGACGUCGCGACGGGUUUUCGCCGUCAAGGAGGCCAGAUUCGCCGUUACAAAGAUACCCUGAAGUCCUCCCUGAAGCACCUGCAAAUCAACCCCACCAACUGGGAGGAGCUCGCACUCGAUCGACCGACCUGGAGGAGGACAGUGAAGACAGGCGCUGCGAUCUACGAAGCCAAUCGCAUCGCUGCCGCCAAAGCGAAACGUGAAGCCCGCAAAUCACAACUUCGCCCAGUAAGCAACGCCGUCGCACAACCGCUUCCAACGUGUCCUCGAUGUCAACGGACAUUCCGGGUUCCAAUCGGACUUGUUGGACAUCUUCGGAUUAACUGCGCCUCUCGAACGGCACCAACCAUCGUCCCCCCGCCGGCCUCUUCCUCCUCCUCUCCGCCGCCAACUAACCCUCACAAUUCUUCUGACAUACCACUUCCAUCAUCAUUAUCCUCCUCCUCCUCCUCGCCCUCUGCUCCAACGGCGGCCGCUCAGGCGACUGUACCGCGCACAGCAACCGACACUACCACCACCUCCCCCGACUCCAGGGAUGACGAUCAGGACUACACCUGCCCUCACUGCGACCGUACCUUCACCUCACACAUCGGCCUGGUCGGUCACUUGCGAAUCCAUCGCAUAGAGACUGGCGAACCAGUGCGUGAAGCACCAACCUACACCCCCCGCACUUGCCUCCACUGCCUACACUGCCCUCGCACCUUCAGGCAUCGCAUGGGCCUUUUCGGCCACAUGCGCAUCGACGAGAGUGGCCUUGACCGCACUCCCGACACACCCACCACAUCCACCGUGCACACCCCCACCCUCGUUCCAUCCGUCCGCGCCACCACCACUGCCUCCUCUGUAGCUGACACUGACACCGCCGACUUCUCAUGCCCACACUGUCCACGCACAUUCUCCUCACGCAUCGGCCUGGUCGGUCACUUGUGA
This is a messenger RNA of Spirometra erinaceieuropaei, 1506 nucleotides long. The record is from the annotation of a GenBank genome assembly. NCBI's taxonomy places the organism in Eukaryota, Metazoa, Platyhelminthes, Cestoda, Diphyllobothriidea, Diphyllobothriidae.